Molecule: messenger RNA, 2656 nt
Organism: Harpegnathos saltator (Jerdon's jumping ant)
Lineage: Eukaryota; Metazoa; Arthropoda; Insecta; Hymenoptera; Formicidae
Gene: Pka-R1
Product: protein kinase, cAMP-dependent, regulatory subunit type 1
Exons: 5
Coding region: 405-1367 (320 amino acids)
Biological process (GO): negative regulation of cAMP-dependent protein kinase activity
Cellular component (GO): cAMP-dependent protein kinase complex; cytosol
Molecular function (GO): protein kinase A catalytic subunit binding; cAMP binding; cAMP-dependent protein kinase inhibitor activity
Source: RefSeq, a predicted model, not a curated record
CGAGCGAGCGGACGAGCAGUAGUGAGUGUACCGACGCUGUCGCGCCGACGGCGAAGUCGCGCGCGCGUUAGAUCGCCUCCGACUUCUAAUUGGAUUCUGUCCGAGGCCUUAUAAAAUCGCGAAACGAGUGGGAGAAGGAGACGCGAGGCCGUGGAGACGAGCCGGGACGACGAAGAUCGCGGGAUUGCGAGUGCGAGACGACGGUCUCCUUUUUGCGUUCACGUUCGCGAGGAUUCGUGCGAUCGCCGACCUGCGACACGCUGCCGUGAAAGGCGGCCGAUUCUCAGGUGUUGGCUUACACUCGCGGAAAAUAGAAGACGAGGAGAGGUGGAAAACGGAGACAGUGAGAGGAAGACGCGAAACGAGAAGGAUUAAGCAAGAUCAAGGAGGAUCCAGGAAAAACAAUGAACGAGGAACAAGCUCACGAUGCCAAGCAGCAGAUCGCCACGAGUCCAGAGGACACGGAGGACAUGCCCGCGGGUCAGCAGGGCCCGCAAGUGCCGCGGCGACGCGGCGGCAUCUCGGCGGAGCCGGUCUCCGAGGAGGACGCGACUAGUUACGUGAAGAAGGUCGUGCCGAAAGACUACAAGACUAUGGCCGCUUUGAGCAAGGCCAUCGCCAAGAACGUGUUGUUCGCGCACUUGGACGAGAACGAGCGCUCCGACAUAUUCGACGCGAUGUUCCCCGUGACGUUCUUGCCCGGCGAGGCGAUCAUUCGUCAAGGUGACGAGGGUGACAAUUUCUACGUGAUCGACCAAGGCGAGGUCGAGAUCUUCGUCAACGGCGAGCUGGCGACGACGAUCGGCGAGGGCGGCAGUUUCGGCGAGCUCGCGUUAAUCUACGGUACUCCGCGUGCGGCAACCGUCAGAGCGAAGACCGACGUGAAGCUUUGGGGCAUCGACAGGGACUCCUACCGCAGGAUUCUCAUGGGUUCCACUAUAAGGAAGCGGAAAAUGUACGAGGAGUUUCUCUCCAGGGUCUCGAUUUUGGAGUCCUUGGACAAAUGGGAGAGACUCACGGUGGCGGAUGCUCUGGAACCAGUGGCGUUCGACGACGGCGAGACGAUAGUCCGACAAGGCGAACCAGGCGAAGACUUUUAUAUAAUCGUCGAGGGAACCGCGGUGGUCCUUCAGCAACGCUCGGAAGGGGACGAACCGGCGGAGGUCGGCCGCUUAGGGCCGUCUGACUACUUCGGAGAAAUAGCGCUACUGUUGGACAGGCCCCGAGCAGCGACGGUGGUGGCUAGGGGCCCGUUAAAGUGCGUGAAAUUGGACCGGGCACGGUUCGAACGGGUCUUAGGCCCAUGCGCCGACAUCCUCAAACGCAACAUCACCCAGUAUAACAGCUUCGUGUCUCUCUCCGUGUAAGCGAACACUGUCUCUCCUAUUUCCUUCCUUUCCUCGAACCAUCUGGUCUGUCCCCCUUCAUCGCGGUCAGCGCUGCCGGAUCAUCCCCAACUUCGUUUGUACCGGGGGCUACGUUAUUUCGCCGUUAACAUAGUUAACACUUUUUUUAUUUGAUUAAUAUUUAAGUGAAUUAAUGUAUUACGUCAGCUAUCAAUAAUGUGUACACAUACAUAACGUACCAUACGAAGAAAACAUAUAGACAAUGUACACAUGCAUACAGACACAUAUACACACAUACAUAUACACAAAACGGUAUCAUUAGAGAGACGCUGUUAAUAUUAUUACCGUAAGGCUAUUUACGCACUAUGUAGUUCGCGACUCGACGCCGAUCCGUGCACGCGAGUACGUCGACGUUGAUCUCUUCCGCGCGAACACGUUUCUACGUGCGAAUUGUCGCGUGCACGACAAGUAUACCGACCCGUUAACGUCCGAACCUUUCGAUCUAGCGAUUGGGGGAACGCAGUUUUCGCAAAAUCCACUCCCGCUUAGAUGUCUCAGCCCAAUGAUACCGAGCGGUGUAUGCGCGACGGCAAGCUGUCGUCGGACACACGGGCAGAAUGUUACGAGAACGGGUUCCAGCAGGUUCAGGAACCCGUCGGAACAUUCUCUCCAGCCGAGAAUACCGGGCGCUAACGGGCUAAUCCGGUUAAUGGCACGUUGUUGUAGGUCCUGAGUGUAACGUAGAGGUCUUUGAGCGAAGCUGAUGAUGUACCGAUGUGGUGUUUCGAUUCGCGUCCGAACACCGAGACUGUGAUCCAGCAGUUUCGGGCUCGAAGAGAGCAAAACAGUCACACUCGCGUCAUCGUGCGAGGAGACUGAGCCCGUAUCGAGUCAUGUUGUGUCGUUUGAAAGCUGUCGAGGCUCCUAUAACGUCGGAAGCGAAAAAUCCUAAUGACCAUCCUCGCUCAUAGAACGAAUUAUCCGGCAAAACAGGCCAAGAAAAUGCGCCGAAGAUUUUUCAUGUAGUCUUUAAUAAUAAUAUACGUCAAACUUACGAUGGUCAAUCGAGACUUACAGUUGUUCAUUCGGAAGUCGAAGGAGAAAGAUCUUCGCUGCAUUUUGAAUCAGCUUGGGCAUUAUUGCCAUGUUAAAGGACACCGUGUACACUACGAGAGGAAAUCACACGCGUGAUUUUUCGCUUCCGACGCAAUCCGAUGUGGCUGCAGCGACGAGCUGGGAGCCUUAAGUAUUGUCUAACGAUGAGAAAACCGACGAUGAAAGUGACGCUUUCGUUUAUUGUUAUAAAUAUA